Molecule: messenger RNA, 2547 nt
Organism: Somion occarium
Lineage: Eukaryota; Fungi; Basidiomycota; Agaricomycetes; Polyporales; Cerrenaceae
Source: the annotation of a GenBank genome assembly
AGCAGAACACACUUUCUUGGCGACACAAUUCCAGUGAAAUUCUUGCUUUAGAACUUGCAUAUAACGUCCGACUGGUUAUUGUCUAGGCAUCUUCGCAGCGAGUUUCUUUGCUGAUAAACUGAGUUUGAAGGAGCUUGCCUUCGCUCGCUCGCUGUUCCACAAUCAGUGCUGCAGGAUUUUCCUCACUUUCCAAAACCAUAACGAGGCUUAAAGCUUCGUAGAGCUCCUGUACAUCCGUUCUCGAUGGCCGAUGUAUCAAUCCCAUCUGGCACUACUUCCCUAAUUCAGUCAGGCGCGGCUCAUGUUGACCACAAACAGCACAAGAAAAAGACUAAGCUCAAGAAGUCAUCAACACAAGAAGAAAUAGCAGUAUGCCACCUUGGUCGUAUGCCGCUUGAGAUCCUUGCGGAGAUCCUCUCCUACACUUGCUCGCCCCGAGAUGUUCUUGCUCUCGCGAGAUGCAACAAGUUCUUCUGUCAUACUCUCGUGCAACCCUCUUCUGCUUUCAUCUGGAAGCAUGCUCGGGCUCGUUGCAAACCUUCUCCGAUUCCUGAUCCUACACCUAACUACACAGAAGCUGCCUAUGCAUCCCUGAUAUUUGACGGCGGGGAGUGUGAGGUCUGUGGGAACAAAACUUCGGAUAUGUUAAUCUCCUUCAACAUUCGUCUUCGCCUGUGUUCAAAGGGCAGCUGCAAGGAAAAAUGGAGGUCCACAUAUUCACAAACGAUCAAAACCACUACUGUGCAUCAUCGGUAUCACCCGCUGGUACAGUGGAUGCCUGCCAUUGAGGACCGCGCCUUUACGCAUCAAGCACUUGUUUCGUCAAGUAUGUUUCGUUUGAAGGACUGGCAAAAUGCUGUGGACGAGUAUAACAAGGCUCUGCUCUCCCCCGAUACGACCGCAAUAUACAUCCAUGAGAAGGAAGUGCUUGCUCGAAGAUUGCCUGAUAUUAUUGCUCACGGACUCAAUCUAGUUGCAUGGCGACGCCAGCGUGAAUCUCGAUUAGUUGAGAUUGAAGGAACAAAUAUGCAGCGCUCUAAGGAAAUCGCAGCACGUAAUGGCUGGAAUCUUUGGAAUAUGAGACAAAGUCCGAUCUUCGACUCUCUGUUUCGCGCUCGAUCUCGAUCCUUGGAAACAAUUACGAACCAAGAUAUCGAGUUCAUCCGACCAACUCUGGAAUCCCAAAUUAUUGAAAUGGCAGAUAGAGCUCAACGCCGCCAGGCUGAAGACAAUACUCGUAAACGCCGUGAAGCUGUCGAACACGCUUACGCUCGGCUGAAGUCGAUGCAUCCUCAACAAGCCUUCCCUGCACUUGCGGAGUUCCGCAAACUUCCAACUGCGCAACUCGUGCAAAAGGGAACUGGUCCAAUGAGUGCAGAAGAUCUCAAGGAGAGCCCGCUCAUCUAUAUGCUCUCACAGGAUCUGGAACAAUGGCGGUCAGCUGCGAAGGAAGGUCUUAGCAGUGUUCUAGGCUAUCCAGGGUGGAGGCACGCAAGCAGCCUGAAGUUACAUCCUGUCGAACGAAUGACCGCUCGGUUCAAAUGCAAGUUAUGUGAGGGCAAGAAAGCCGACGAAGCUCACUGGAAAAGCUACGGUCUGGACUUCAAGGCGGCCUGUGAGCAUCGUUGUGAGCAUUUAUCUGCCAAGCAGAAGGACAAAGCUGUGUUCAAAGCCGAUGACUUCUUACCGGAUCAUAAGGCAACUCGUACUGUGGAACAAGUCUUAACUCAGUUGGGGAGGAACGCCGAGGAUGCAGGAUCCCGACCCCAGUUGCUCAAUCUUAAUAUCGCACGCAUUAAAUGUUUAUCGUGCGAAGCCAACGUCUUGAUGAAUUUCGACGACAUGUUACGACAUUGCAAACGCCACGAAACUGUCGCAUUCGAGUUGAUCACCCCUGAACAAGCUUUGUUACUGGAACAUCCAUACGUUAAAGGCCUCCGCGCGAAGCUGAUGGAGCAUACGAAGUCGGCUCUAAACCUUCGCGGGCGCAAAGUAUAUGCCUGUCGACAUUGUCCACCGAAGACGCCGGCCACACAAGCUCAGGCCUCUAUGGCUCCGAACAUUCAGGAUGCCCAGUCGUCGGAUGGUGCUCCAAAGCCCGACCGAAUUUCAACCGAUACUAUCAAAAAAGACGAGACAAGUAGUCGAGUCGAGAACACCGACAAGAGCCGCAGGCAGAAGCCCAACGCGCAUGAUGCUUCACUGUUCAAUUUCGACGGCUUGCGGUCACAUGUCAAGUGCAAACACGGUAUCGCAUGGAUUGGGGACGAGGAUUUUUAUCAAGUGGAGCCUACAGUUGGAAGGCCCAUAGUCAUUUCUUGAUUCCCACUUUAUCGUUUAUCUUACUCGACUAUCUUUGACAUUACUCCCCGAAGCGUUCUAAUCUACUUAUUUUGCUCUGCUGCCGCGCCAUUGGUGAGUGUAGCAUCGCUGUGCGCCGUCAGAUGAUCAUAGCAGCGCGUGUAUCUCAAAGCAGCCUACUUUCGGUCACAUUUGUACUUUGAGCUUCUUGAUGGCUUCUUGAAUUCGAUCAUUCCUUCGACGAAU